AUGUUUGUUCAUUCGUCUCGUCAUUACCCAUCAUUGCCCUUAUCAUCGGAAUUAUUUGAUGAUAAUGAUCGAUAUGCUUCACGUUCUUAUCGAACGCCACGUCGUGAACGUUUUGAUUUUUAUACUUCGCGACAACAACCAUUUUCAGAAAUAUUACAACCUAGACGACCCGUUUAUUUUACCGGUCCCUUCUCAGUUACAUUGGAUAAUCGACGACCAGCAAGUUUAUUCGUGUAA
Messenger RNA from Didymodactylos carnosus, 237 nucleotides. The record is from the annotation of a GenBank genome assembly. NCBI's taxonomy places the organism in Eukaryota, Metazoa, Rotifera, Eurotatoria, Philodinida, Philodinidae.